AUGUCUUUGCAUGAUGCUUACCACUGGCCUUCUCGUACUCCCUCUCGUAAGGGAUCUGCGAUUAAGCUCAACAAAACAUUGUUGGAUCAUUUGAAGGAGUUGGAAUUUCAGUUCACUGUCCCUACCGAUCUUUUGAAACGCGUCACUGAACGUUUUGUUUCCGAAUUGAAGCGUGGUUUGACUACUCAACCAGGUGAUAUUCCUAUGAUACCUACCUGGGUUACUAGCUGCCCCGAUGGUUCAGAAACUGGUUCUUAUUUGGCCCUCGACAUGGGUGGUACAAACCUACGUGUCUGUGAGGUUGAUGUUCAAGGUAAUGGCAAAUUCGACAUCAUACAAAACAAAUAUCGUAUGCCUCAAGCCUUGAAGACUGGUACUCGUGAAGAGCUCUUUGACUACAUUGCUACAUGUGUCAAGAAGUUUGUCGAAGAGAAUCACCCCGAAGGCGACAAAAAAUUAGAAAUUGGCUUUACCUUUUCCUACCCUUGCAAGCAAGCAUCAAUUGACGAUGCAGUAUUGAUUGCGUGGACCAAGGGAUUUGAUAUUGAUGGUGUUGAGGGCGAAAGCAUUGUUCCUUUGUUUAGCGACGCUUUGAAGCGUGUUGGAUGCAACAACGUAACUCUAAACGCAGUCUUGAACGAUACCACUGGUACUUUGGUUGCUUCAAACUACACAAAACCAGGUACUGAAGUUGGUGUCAUUUUUGGUACUGGUUGCAAUGCUUGCUAUAUCGAGCGCUUUGAUGAGAUUCCCAAACUUCACGGUUAUCGUUUGCCUGCUGAUAUGUCCAUGAUUAUCAACUGUGAAUGGUGCGACUUUGACAAUCAACAUGUUGUCUUACCUCGUACCAAGUAUGAUUUGGCUAUCGAUGCUGACCACCCACGCCCUGGUUUGCAAACAUACGAAAAGAUGAUUGCUGGAUGUUACAUGGGAGACAUCUUGCGUCGUAUCCUUUUAGAUUUGCAUGAGAAUGGUGUUAUGUUUGCUAAUCAAGAUGUCACCAAGCUUCGUGAUCCAUUGGCCAUGGAUACUUCUGUGUUGAGUAUGAUUGAGGUGGAUCCUUUCGAAAACCUAGACGAAACUGAACAGUUGCUUGAGAAUACCUACGGAUUAACUACUACUGAAGAAGAGCGUCAUUUGAUCCGCCGUACCUGUGAAUUAAUUGGUACACGUGCUGCCCGUUUGUCUGCCUGUGGUGUCUGUGCCCUUGUCCUCAAGACCAAGAAGCAAUCCAUGAUGAUUGGUACCGACGGCAGUGUUUAUAACAAAUACCCGCACUUCAAGGAGCGUUUAGAAGCAGCCUUUAAGGAAGUUCUCGGUGAGGAGGUUGGCGGUAAGGUUAUUACGACUCCUGCUGAAGACGGUAGUGGCGUUGGUGCAGCUUUGGUGAGUGCUCUUCAAGCUAAGGGGAAAGCUUUAACCAAAGAGGCAUUGGACAAAGUUAGAAAGUAG
This is a messenger RNA of Schizosaccharomyces osmophilus, 1452 nucleotides long. It is a transcript of the gene hxk1, whose product is annotated as hexokinase 1. Gene Ontology annotation, cellular component: mitochondrion; cytosol. The record is from RefSeq and is a predicted model, not a curated record. Gene Ontology annotation, biological process: glycolytic process; intracellular glucose homeostasis; glucose 6-phosphate metabolic process. Gene Ontology annotation, molecular function: ATP binding; D-glucose binding; mannokinase activity. Bases 1 to 1452 code for a protein of 483 amino acids. NCBI's taxonomy places the organism in Eukaryota, Fungi, Ascomycota, Schizosaccharomycetes, Schizosaccharomycetales, Schizosaccharomycetaceae. The transcript has a single exon.